AUGCCAAAAAGAUCUCCACAAUCUCCUCAUAACAUACACGUACAAAAGAAGUAUAAAUAUCAACAUCCCCGCCACUCACUCCACGACGAGCUGCUCAACGACACGCGUUCGAGCGAUGACGAACGCUCUGACGACAACUUACCGCCAUCCGCGUACUUGCACAAAGGAAAGGAUCCUAAAAGACGCGUCGUUUAUGGUCUUUUAGAUGAUGAUGAUGAGGAGGAGGAUGGUUUCCAAGAACAUGCCAGCAAAUCUCCGCGUAAAUUGAACUUUAGUGAUUUUGAUGAUAGCUUGGAUGACUUGAACACCUCGCCGCAACCAAGUACCUCGAAAUCAGUCUACGCAAACGCUAUACCAACCCAGGACCCAGACGAUGACAUAUUCUCUGGUACAACAAACAAAAGACCAGUUAAAGGGAAGAGUAAGAGGACUUCUUCUCCUGAACCUGAUUUUAUGAUGUAUUCAUUCCGUGGGGCUAAAUGCGCAUUCACAAACCCAUUCAAAAAUCUCCCAAGUGCUGUUAAACAGCGUGCACACCUCCCUGAAUCUCAUAUCGACUUUUCACCUUUACCCAACCCUAAGCCACGUCUUCUAUUCGCAGAUGCCCACCACGCAUCUCAACUAGAGGCGCUUCAGAGGGAGGAAGAGGAGAGUGCGAAAGUGAGUAUGCACGCGAAGGAUGAAUUGGAGGAUUAUCAGUUGGAUAGCGUUGAUUGUGUCGAUACUGGCAGUUUAAGUGGUUGUAGUUCAAGUGGUGUUGAAGAAUCGAAGAAGAGAAGCGCAUGCUCACAACAACCACCAGUCACACCACGUCCAAACAAGCUGAUGCACCCAUCGCAUACAGAUCUCCUUGCUAGUGCCAAGAAAAGUAAUAAUAGGGUGAGUAAUGCAAGUGCAAGGGCUUUGUUCAGAUAA
Molecule: messenger RNA, 915 nt
Organism: Wallemia ichthyophaga EXF-994
Lineage: Eukaryota; Fungi; Basidiomycota; Wallemiomycetes; Wallemiales; Wallemiaceae
Exons: 2
Coding region: 1-915 (304 amino acids)
Source: RefSeq, a predicted model, not a curated record